This is a messenger RNA of Brienomyrus brachyistius, 12732 nucleotides long. It is a transcript of the gene spen, whose product is annotated as spen family transcriptional repressor. The transcript has 15 exons. Gene Ontology annotation, molecular function: mRNA binding. NCBI's taxonomy places the organism in Eukaryota, Metazoa, Chordata, Actinopteri, Osteoglossiformes, Mormyridae. Gene Ontology annotation, cellular component: nucleus. The record is from RefSeq and is a predicted model, not a curated record. Bases 229 to 10890 code for a protein of 3553 amino acids. Gene Ontology annotation, biological process: regulation of alternative mRNA splicing, via spliceosome.
GCUCGCAAGCGGAGAAUCACACACAGACACACACAUACACACACACACAGGCACACACACACAGACACACAUAGCGAGAGCACUAAUGGUGGCAUCGGGUCGCAGCAAGCCGUUGAUGAUCUAUACACAAAUCUCUCUGUGUUUGAUUUUUUACUCAGAACAUACAAAAGGAUAGGAGUUAAACGUAAUAAAACAUAUCUGUAUGAACGGGGGACACGGACGCACACUAUGGUCCGGGAAACCAGACACCUAUGGGUGGGGAAUUUACCUGAAAAUGUGCGAGAGGAGAAAAUUAUCGAACAUUUCAAACGGUAUGGGAGGGUGGAGAGUGUCAAGGUCCUCCCCAAGCGGGGGUCGGAGGGCGGCGUGGCGGCUUUUGUGGAUUUUGUGGACAUUAAGAGCGCCCAAAAAGCACAUAACUCCAUCAACAAGAUGGGAGACAGGGAUCUGCGCACCGACUAUAAUGAACCUGGGACCAUCCCGAGUGCCGCACGUGGCCUGGACGAUAGCCUAUCCAUAGGCUCUCGCGGUCGGGAUGUUUCGGGGUUCGCGAGGGCAGCAGGGGGGCCAGUGUACGGUCCCCCGGCGUCUCUCCACAGCAGAGAGGCACGCUAUGAGCGCAGACUGGAUGGGACCUCUGAGAGUCGGGAUCGUGCCUAUGAUCACAGUGCCUAUGGACACCACGAACGAGGUGGCGGCGGUGGCAGUGGUUUCGAGCGACCGCGACACUACGAUACAGACUAUUACCGUGACCCGCGGGAGCGUGCGCUGGCCGGAGCUGCCUCCGGCUCUGGCUCAGGUGGUGGUGGGGGCGGGGUCUCCAGUGGGGUUGGCCCAGGCGCUGGAGGAACGGGGGCCAGCGGCGGCAAUGCCAGCGGAGGUGGGAGCGGCGCCGGCGGAGGAGUAAGCGGGUCUGCAUCCGUGCCGGUGGGUUAUUACGGCUCGCGCGGCCGCAGUCCUGGCCGCUUCGAGACCCCCGAGCCGCGCUAUGAGGCUCGGCCUCGUGAGCCCUUUACUCUGGCCAGUGUGGUUCACCGUGACCUGUAUCGUGAAGAAAGAGGGCGCCGAGGAGAUCGCGUGUACCAGCACAGCCGCAGCCGCUCCCCGCACUCCUCGCAGUCGCUGAACCCCUCCCCACAGCGGCUGGCAAGCCAGGCGGCGCGGCCCCCUCGCUCCCCCAGCGGGUCUGCCUCUGGUAGCCGGUCGUCCAGCUCGGAUUCCGUCAGCAGCACCAGCAGCAGCAGCAGCGGCAGCAGCGAUUCCAGCAGCAGCUCCAGUGAUGAGUCUCCAGCACGAUCUGUGCAGUCAGCUGCAGUGCCUGCCCCCUCUGCUCCGCCCCCAUCAGCCCUCGAAAAGGAUGAGCCUCGCAAAAGUUUUGGCAUUAAGGUCCAGAACCUUCCUGUGCGCUCCACAGACACCAGCCUGAAGGACGGCUUGUUCCAUGAGUUUAAGAAGUAUGGGAAGGUGACGUCAGUGCAGAUCCAUGGAGCGUCAGAGGAGCGCUAUGGAUUAGUCUUCUUCCGACAGCAGGAGGACCAGGAGAAGGCCUUGUGUGCUUCUAAAGGAAAGCUUUUCUUUGGCAUGCAAAUUGACGUCACUGCCUGGAAUGGCCCAGAGACUGAGAGUGAGAAUGAGUUCCGGCCACUGGAUGAGCGCAUUGAUGAAUUUCAUCCCAAAGCUACACGAACACUGUUUAUAGGCAACCUGGAGAAGACAACUAGCUACCACGACCUUCUCAACAUCUUCCAGCGAUUUGGGGAGAUUGUGGACAUCGAUAUUAAAAAAGUGAAUGGCGCCCCCCAGUAUGCUUUCUUGCAGUACUGUGACAUUGCAAGUGUCUGCAAGGCCAUCAAAAAGAUGGAUGGGGAGUACUUGGGUAACAACAGGCUCAAGCUGGGCUUUGGGAAGAGCAUGCCCACAACAUGCGUGUGGCUAGAUGGCCUAUCUUCUAAUAUCACAGAGCAGUACCUCACACGCCACUUCUGUCGAUACGGACAUGUAGUCAAGGUUGUGUUUGACAGACUGAAAGGAAUGGCCUUGAUUCUGUAUAAUAAUAUUGAGUAUGCGCAGGCUGCUGUCAAGGAAACCAAGGGCUGGAAAAUCGGGGGAAACAAAAUUAAGGUGGAUUUUGCCAAUCAAGAGAGCCAAAUGGCUUUUUAUCGCUCAAUGCAGGCGUCUGGGCAGGAUAUCCGAGACUUCUAUGAAAUCUUAUCUGAACGAAGAGAUGAGCGUAGACCACCUUACCAUGAAUUUUCAGCAGAGCGGGCAUACUAUGAAAAUGUACGUGCUCCAGGCACCUACACUGAAGACCCGCGCCGCAAAUACCCUGCCAGGAGUCGGGAGUUCUACACAGAAUGGGACCCGUACCAGGGGGACUAUUAUGACCCACGUUACUAUGAUGACCCUCGGGAGUACAGGGAUUACCGUGACCCCUAUGAGCAGGACAUUCGGAAAUACAGUUACCUCCAACGGGAGAGAGAGCGUGAGAGGGAACGUUUUGAAACAGACCGUGAGCGUGACCAUAGCCGACGGACUAUUGAACGCAGCCAGAGCCCCUCACAUCCCCGCCGUGCUGCUAGCCCUGCCGCUUCUCCAUCCCCGUCUGAGCGUCUGCCCAGCGACUCUGAGCGCCGCAUCUAUAGCCGCUCCUCUGAGAGAAGCGGAAGCUGCAGCUCACUGUCACCUCCCCGCUACGAGAAACCCGAUAAAGCACGGCCUGACUGGUACAGCAAGAAUGAGAAGCUGGAAAAAGAACGGCAGUUAUUUGAGUUAGAACGUGCCACCGGGGGCGAGAAGGAUAAACGGGCUGUGCGUAAGGAAAAAGCAGAGAAAGGUGAGAAGGGGGAGAAGCAGAAGUUAAGGAAGCUGAAGGUGCCGUCCCCCAGUCUCCCCUCAUCUGAGACGGACCCAGAACCAGAUCAGGAGACCAGUCCAGAGACAGGUCCUCGAUGCAAAGGUGGUAAGGUGACUGUUAAAGAGAAGGACACUGCUGGAAAAGGGCGCCUUGAUCUUCCACCUUGUGUGGUGCAGCUCACACGGGUCAAAGAGAAGGAAGGAAAACUGCUGGAGCAGGCUGCAGGGGAAAAGCUGCGUCUGAAGGGUGAGAAUGACAGUGUGCGCUCUCCUCCUCCCCUUCCAUCUUCCAUUGACCAAAAAGGACUAACUUCACGGCAGGAUAUUCAGAAGGGAGAACUUCCCAAGCAGUGCAAAGUCUCCAAGGAAAAGAGUUUGGCAAGCCAGGUAGAAGUGGUAGACAGGGAAGGCAAGGUAAAACCUAAAAAGCACAUGAAACCUGAACCAGGGUUUGAUGGCACUAACUCAUCUAUUGAAGUAGACAGACUAGCUGCUCGGAAGAGACGUUUUGGAGAUUCUGCUGGAAAAAUAGAAAAAUUGAAAAGGGGGAUCCAGGAGGAAGAAGAGGGCAGACUGGGACUGAAGAAAUCAUGUGACAGCAUUGUGGCAAAAGAAGUGGAAGCUGAUAGGAAGAUCUUUCGAAAGGAAGCACAUAAGAGGGAGCAUCGCAAAGGUAAAUCAGAACGGCUGGUUACUGUCUGUAGCCCAAAAGAAGAGCUGGACACAGAAGGAAUGCCUCUAGGCUUGGGGCUUAGCCUUAACCUGCAGGCUCGACUGGGGGAACCGGCAGAGGAGAGCACUGAUCUGGUUGAUUUUCCAGGAAGAAAGACAGGGAUCAUCCUAAAGAAUCAAAGUCACAUCACCCAGAUGUUUCCUGAUGACGUGAGUUUGGAUCAAGAUGAUAUAGAGGAACAGGAGCAACCAAACUUCCUUGAUCUAGUUGACCAGUCUUUGGUGCAGGAAAAAGGUACUGGGGAGGCUGAUGAACGUCUUUCUGUGGACAUUGAUCACUCUCAAAGCUGCCGCAAACAAAUGGAGCAGAACCGAAGGCUCCGGCAGCAGCUGCAGGAGCAUGACAAGUCGGAUAAACCUGAAAAUCCACAUGGCGCAGACUCUGAGGAUUUUGAUCGGAGAAGCUUAGUGCAUGAGGUGGGAAAGCCACCUCAGGAUGUUACGGAUGACUCUCCACCUAACAAACGUAAAAAGAUGGAGAUUCUUGAUUUUGAUAUGAAUGUUAAAAGGGAAAGAAACUAUAGAAGUUCUCGGCAAGUGAGUGAGGAUUCUGAAAAAAACACUUCCUCGAUGCCAGGGUUAAGGCACUUUUCCUACCAAGAGGAAGACAAUACUGCAGAAUCACCUCGACUGGUUUCUAUAAAAGAGGCCAAAGACUCACCUAAAUUAGAAGUCUACUCACACAUGGAUAUACUGAAGUAUAGCUUUGAUUCGACUAGUAAUCGGGGACGGUCGUCCCAUACUGAAUUGUCUAAAGUGAAAGUUGUGUCUCUGGGGUGUGAGGAGGAGCAGCGCUGGGAGAGCAGGGUGAAACAGGACCCAUUACGACUUGACAUGAGUUUCCCAAGCAGCAUUGUGAAACGUGAAGGCAUCCGCAAGCGCCUUGUGCGUGAACUGGAGCCUGGAGAAGUACAGUCAGACUCUGAUGAGGACAGUGAGAACAAGCACCACUCCCCCAAGCCCUCUACAUCUCUCUCUUUCCUUCUUAGGGAACGUGAAGAUAGGUUGUCAGACCUCAAGCUGUCUGGCUCCCUAGAGAGGAACAAAUUUUAUUCCUUUGCACUGGAUCAGACUAUAACACCAGAUACUAAAGCAUUGCUGGAACGAGCAAAGUCAUUGUCCUCGUCCCGAGAGGAUAACUGGUCAUUCCUGGAUCGUGACUCUCGCUUCGCCAGCUUCCGAAGCACCAAAGAUAAAGAAAAGGUGGAGUCUGCCCCAAGGCCUAUUCCCUCCUGGUACAUGAAGAAAAAGAAAAUCCGUACUGACUCAGACGGCAAGCUUGAUGACAAGAAAGAAGAACCUAAGCCAGAAGAACAUGAACGACAGGAGCUGUUUGCCUCUCGCUUUCUCCACAGCUCUAUUUUUGAGCAGGACUCAAGGCGCUUGCAACAUCUUGAACGCAAGGAUCCAGACACAGAACUUAACAUUAGUAGAUAUGCUGGGAGGCAAAGUUCUACUGAGGCACAACCUGGAACAGGUGGAUCCGACCUCCUGCAAGAACCCAUGGUACUCUUUCAUAGCCGUUUUUUAGAGUUACAGCAACAGAAAGAAAGGGACCUGCGGCCCAAAGAGAUAGAGAAAAUGAAUAGUGCUGAUGGGCAUGAGAGGGAAAAGUUGCAAGAAUGUGAGCAGGAACAGUCACGGUCAUCGCCAAAAGUGCCUGAGCUGACAGUGGAUCCAGACGUUAAACCCAUCAGUCCUAGUGCAGGAGUUGCAGUUUCACAUCCCACUUCAGUACCUCGAGAUAUGACACUACCCCAGGAUAAACCCAUGGUACAGAGUAUUUCUGCUAAAGAAGAAAAAGGUGCGUCUGUUGCUGAUGUUUACUUGCCUCCUUCACUGCCUGUGGCAGAGAUACCGCCACCUGGCCCUAGCAGCGUUGUAACCCUUGAGGCCAUUUCCUCUGAGGCAGACGUUAAAAUGCAUUCUAAGGAAGAGUUGUGUGAAUCCAAGAAUCAAGUAAAAAAUACAGCUACUAUAGAACAGUCCUCUUACCUGGAUGUUAAACCUCCUACUCCUGGUGCCUCGCUUAGCAGUUUAGAGCCAGAGCCCCACCCUACGGAGUUUCCAAUUCCUGUUUCCCCUAAAUCUGAGGAAAACACAGAUACUACUAAAGAAGAGGCCUUGUCAGAAAAAUGUGAUCAAAUAGACAGUAAUAUUCCCCAGAAAAUGGAAGAGUCGCAGGAGGUUCAAUUGCUGGUCUCUGAAACUGAGGUUGAGCCAGUGCUGCCACCUCGAAAACAACCCAAGAACAAACGAGCUAAGCCAAUCUCUGCACCAACACCUUCUCUGGUCCAAACAGCUGGUGCUGAGAAACCAGCCAUCCGCAAGAGUGAGCGGAUUGACAGAGAGAAGCUUAAACGGGCAUCUUCUCCUCGAGGAGAGGCUUUCAAACCAGCCACUGAUUCUAAAAACACAGCUAAAUCCCCGAUCCAUGCUCCAGACACAGAUCAAAGUUAUGAGGUGAGCUUGCUACAUGGCAGGACUCGGCGCAGAAAUGUAAGGUCUGUUUAUGCAACCCCUGUAGAAGAUGAGACUCCUCAGCAGUCAAGUAAGGAAGUUACAGAAUCCCCUCGUCCUACUCGCAAGCGGUGUGCUGAAAGAGAGCUAGUACAGCAGCAGCAGCCUUCUCAGGAUACAUUAGCUGCCCCACCCCGGCGAGGACGCCCUCCCAAAACACGUCGGCGAGGAGAAGAUAUGUCACCGGUGAAGGGAGAGCCACCGAAAACAUCAGAGGGAGAAGAAACUGACAGCAAAGACCUUUGUAGCAGCGGUGAAGUUGCCAAAGUUACUGAGGGGUGGCGUUCACCCCGUACACAGAAAGUGCAGCUUACCCAAGGAUCCCCACCUGCUAGCUCUGUACAAGGUCGGAAGGGGGUCAAAGCAGACAAGACACCUGAGAAUACAGGUCCACAGAUGGAGCGCUCAGGGGGUGAUGCUGCUGGUAUUUUAGAUUCCACAGCUAAGUCAAAGGAGGAAUUGCUUGAGCAGUGUGGGAAACUCAUAGGAAAUGAGAUACAAGAUAUGACAAUGGAAAAAGGAGAGAAAGACAGUGAUAUUCCAGAUCUAACGGAAAGGAAACUAGAUGAAGAAAAAGCUGGUGAUAAAUUGGAAACGUCAGUCACAGAAAAGCGGCCUCCAGCUGAGAAAAGUGGAAAAACAAAAGCGGCGAGACUGACACGCAACACUAAGAUGGCAAUAGAGGAUAAUUCCCUGAGCUUGAAGAACCUUGAGAUCCGUUUGAGUGUAGAUGAUGUGAAAGGUGUGCUGCGUUCUGGUGAAGAGGAGUCUGAAUCUUUUGACACCUCUCUAAAAAAGACCAAGUCAGGUGCAUCUGCGAAAGAAGAUUCACUGACGCCUCCUGUCAUCAAGGCAUCAGAGCUCAGUUCUGAAAAGAAGGAAGAGGUGUUGUCAGACCCUGAGCCUCCUGCUGAUCCGGCAGCUGCAUUGCUAGCCCGUCAGAUGGAACUGGAGAGGGCAGUAGAGAAUAUUGCUAAACUCAGUGUGGAGCCACCCCUUCCAAUUUACAAGGAACCUCAAACAGAACCACCAACCUUGAUAUCACCGGUAACGGUGGAGCCAGAAAACGAGGUUGAGGAAGAGAAGCCUGCGAAUCCUUCUAGUGAGACUGAACUUGAAGCUGCCAUUUAUUCAAUUACUGCUGAUGCAGAUGGAUUCACAGCCCCACCUACUUAUGCAACUCUUGUCCCUACCCCAGAGCCACUGGCAAUCCCCAGUACCAGUGAGUGCAUGGAACCAGAGACAGACGUGGUUAUCAGUAACAUUAUGGACACAGACAGAGGAUUGAUUCCAGAUUCUAAAGUUUCAGAAUCCGCUGCCGGUGAGGCCUCUACGCAGGAUGGGUCUCCUCAACCAGGCACUCCCAGGAAAGGUAGUAAAGUUAGAGCCAAGCCUCAAAAGAAGUCUAAAAGCCGUAGAACUCAGACCAACAGGAAGGGGGAUGUGACAGAGGAGGCAGUUUUAGAACCAGAACAUACACCAGUAAAAAUUCCAGAGUCCAUCCCUGAAGACCCACAGACUCUGAAACCCAAAGUUGGGUCAGCCUCUACAGCAGCUAUUGUCACUACAGCGGCCUCCUGUAAACAGGAAGUUGUACGUGUAACUGUUGAAGCUGUGAAUACUCCUAAGGAAGCAGAACAGCCUGCAGUUGAGCAACCAGAACCCCAAGAAUCUGCUUUUCAUUCAACCAGCAAGCUGCAGCAGCAACCUUCAGAUACAGCAUCACUCACACCUUCUCCAACUAGUCUGAAGUUCUCCCCUACACGUACUUGCAAGCUCCCUGUGUCCCCCCAAGACUGGCAGAAUCAUUCUGAGGAUGGCAGAGUCCUUGCUCCAUCUGCACCUCAACUCCCUGUUACGGGUCUCUCUACAUCUACAGCCACAGCAGGAGUACCACCUCCUGGAAACUCCACCUUACCACCUGAUACUAAAGCGUCGGACAUUGACCCUAGUGCUAGCACCUUGCGCAAAAUCCUUAUGGAACCUAAGUAUGUAUCAGCCUCAAAUAAUUCAGCUCCAAGCGCACUUCUUACAACCUCCAUGAGGGAUCCACGGAUGUCAGAGAAUGAUAAUUCUUGUGAGCUGAUAACUGUCAAGCCCUGCAUACCUGAUGAAAGGCCUUCAACUGUCACCCCCCAUCCUGUACACCAGCAGUCGUCCCUUCCACCGCCACCUGAGGUCCAGCAAGCUUAUAGUGAGAAAAUGGUCAAUUCUGUAAUAUCCUCAACAGGUACCUCAGUUAUAAGCCGCAUUCCAAUCCCCUUUGAUUCGGAGGAGGCACCACGUAUUUCUUUGAGCAGUCGUAACUCGGGGAUGUCACUGCCGAAGCAAAAGUAUCGAUCUGGCAUCAGUGAGAACAGGUAUCAUGGGCUAGCUAUGGGCGAAGAAGGAAGUCGUGGAGGACGAGCUAUGGUAGAGAGUGCAGCCUACAGCACAGGUGCCAGCCCUGGGCUGAGGGUGAACACCUCUGAGGGCGUAGUGGUACUGAGCUACUCUGGACAGAAGACUGAGGGGCGUCAGCGUAUAAGUGCAAAGAUUAGCCAGAUCCCACCAGCCAGUGCAGUUGAUAUUGAGUUCCAACAAUCUGUGUCUAAACCCCAGAUUAAGCAGGAGCCACUCACUCCUUCCCAGCCCCCCACCCCAAAGGCUUCACAAACGGCCACUGCAUAUAGCCACAGUGUUUUAGCUGGUCAGUCUUACAACACUCAGCCUGUCAUUUCUACCAUUAAACAGGAGAAUCCUGGAUCAGACAAGUCAGAAUUACCAUAUCAUACUGGGCCUCCAGCUGGCACUGUGAAGAUGCACUCACAGUCUGUUAGCAGCUCGCAAGUUUUGAUCUACAAUCAGGCUAUGUUGCAGCAACAGCAGAAUAUUAAAAAAGGGAUGGUAACUGAUCCAAUACCCCUCAAGGUUGACUCAGGUAAACCUCAGUCCUCUAACUUGAGCCCUGUGAUGAGUCCCCACCACCCCUCUCUGUCUGGGAACCACAUGGGUUCAAGUCCUGGGACACCUACCGACAGAACUGUGCCGCACUUGAAACAAGAGCCUCACUCACCCCGAACAUCGGGCCAUUCACCAUCUCCAUUUUCCAAAGUCUGCCCUCCGAGUAGCUCUGUGUCCCCCAUUGGCACUUCUGUGGUCCUUGGCCCGGGCAUGUCAGCUAUAUCCCAGUUUGUACAUCACCCGGAGCAGUCAGUCAUUAUGCCUCCUCAUAGUGUCACUCAGUCUGUUUCUCUGAGCCACCUCUCUCAGAGUGAUGUGAGGUUGAACACUCCUCCUCUGUCUGGAAUAGGCUAUGGGAUGCGUUCGGAGACUCUAGCCUCUCCACGUUCGGGGAACCAGCAGCGCUCAAGCACGCCUCAGCCUGCAGGCAUCAGAGACAUGGUGCUGCAGUCCCACACCGGCUGCACCGGGGGCAGCAGUGGGACAUCAGAGGAAGAUGUCAGACACUUUCAUCAGGGACUGCGUAGGCCAUCUGCACCUCAGGUGCAGUCAGAUGUUAUGGUGAUGCCAAGUGACUACUGUGGACUACACCAUGGAGCAAGCUUGUAUGGCCUACCAUCCAGAGAUGUAAGGAUACUAAUGCACCACCAGCUUGGAGAACAUGCAUCCACAGAGGCACGCCAAGCCCGUACCCCAGAAACUGGCUGCUCAUCUUCCUCUAGCAACAUUUCUUCAUCCUCCGCUUCCAAAGCCCCACCUGUUGGAAAAGGUGUGACACAGGCAGGAAAGGACUCCACAAAAACCACAGAUGUGAAAGUGCCACAGUCUCCGCAUGCUGAAGGCAGGAUCUUGGGGGUACAUCCCACUGUGCCUGUCAUGGUGUCCAACCCGGGGGUGCAGCUUCUGCACGGAGGGGCUGCCAGCACAUUCCCAGAAUACUCUGCAGUGUACCGAGACAUGCGGGGGUUUCACUCUCAGUAUGCUGGUCCCUCUGCCAUGGGAAUCAAUCUGCCUCCCCGCAGCAUCACCCCCUCACAGGAUGGCGAGCACAGUCACAGGAGCAAAACUCCUCAGGUACCAUCAGGAGCUGUGGGAGACCUCAAAGCAGAAGGUUCACAUCAUCGGCACACAGGCACUAUUGACCUCUCCCGAGCACAAGGUGAUGCAGGCUCACCGUCAUACGCCUCUCCCGUUCCAAUCUCUCACAAAUUGGAUUCAGUACAAACAUCCGUGACGAAGGGCUCUGUGUCCUUCCUACCAUCUCACCUGCCGUCGUCUGGCUCCGGCCAGAUGCGGGAUGAAGGCAAGCUGGAGCACACAGCAAACCGCACUAUGGACAUGGUGCAGCUGCUGAAGAAGUACCCCAUUGUGUGGCAGGGUCACUUGGCCCUCAAGAACGAUACAGCCGCUGUCCAACUGCACUUUGUCUCAGGCAACAACGUGCUUGCACACCGCUCUCUGCCCCCACCGGAGGGGGGGCCUCUGCUGCGUAUAGUGCAGAGGAUGAGACUGGAGGCCUCACAGCUGGAGGGAGUCACUCGCCGGAUGAUGGUGGAGAGUGACUACUGCCUCCUGCUGGCUCUUCCUUGUGGACGUGACCAGGAGGAUGUCUUGAACCAGACGCAUGCCCUCAAGGGCGGCUUCAUUACCUACCUGCAGGCCAAGCAAGCUGCUGGCAUCAUCAACGUCCCAAAUCCAGGCUCUAACCAGCCGGCCUACGUGCUGCAGAUCUUCCCGCCUUGUGAGUUUUCAGAGAGUCACCUGUCUCGUUUGGCUCCAGACCUGCUCAGCAGCAUCUCCAGCAUCUCGCCCCAUCUGAUGAUUGUUAUCGCCUCUGUGUAGCAGCAACCGGUUCUCCAGAGGCCCUUCAUUUCCCAAGUAGCUGGAAAGCAAAAGCUGGGUGUUGGGUUAGGCGUUAUUUGAUUCCUUUGUUUACACUGUCAGCCGACCUGCCCUGCACCACUCCAACGCUGCUCCACAUCUCCACCUUUCCUGGGAGGCCAAGCCAGGCUAUAGCGAAGUGAUCAAUUUUCUGAUCAUCUCUGCUCUACGUGUCUGAGGGCCGGGCACUUCAUGCGAAGGGGUUCCAAAGACGCAUCAAAGGGGGAAACAACUCGAAGUCUGAGAACAGCUAAAAGGGUGGAUUUUAUUCUCAUUGAAAAGAUCGUGAUUUUUUAUUUUUUUUCCUACAUAUGGAUCGGAUCAACCAUUGCACUAUGAUGGAGGGAAAAGACAGAAACAAGGACUAGAAGAUUUAUGAAUCGAGGCAGAUGGCAGUGAGGUGGAAGCUACAGAGAUCUGCCAUGUUUGUAUGCCAUAUGGUGAUACUGGGAAAGAUUAUGUCAUGGGAGGAAAUUGUGGCCAUUCAUACCCAGCCAGCCAGUCAUCUUCAUUUUUACUACUGGUUUCCCAUGUAUUAACCUACUACUGCUUUCGGAGAGAUGGCACUCUUGUUCCUCAUAGUUCCUACCCCAGGGACACACGGAAGGUUCUGGAGUUGUACAGUUUACACAUUAUAGCUCAACAGGGGGUAGUUGAGACAAAUACUUUUUUCGUAAAGGUUAAUGAUGUAAGGGGAGUGUGAGAGCCUUGUAAAUAUUAUAAAUAUUUAAAGACUUAACAAUGCUGGGAGAUGAACUUGCAUAACUAAGAGAAGUGACGGAAAGAAGAACGGUCACUCCCAGUGAUGGUUUUCACAGACAUAUUGUUUUAAACAUGAAUCUGUGCCAAAAUGUCUUUUAAGAUGAUGCAGUCAAAAAAAGGAAUUAAAAUCAAAUCUUAUUUUCAUACUUGACUUUGUAUUUGUCAAUUACUCAUAACUGCUUCAAGCUUGACUGUCUUGUUUUAACGGUUUACUUAAUUUUAUCCCUCUUUGCUACUCUGCCUUGUUUAUUUUGAAAAAAAAAAGUGCUAUAAGCCAUUCUAUAAGUUGAUCGUUUACAGUUUCUCUUGACAUCUGGUGAAUGUUUCCCGAACCUCUUUUUUCCUUGAAUGUCUGCCGCUGUAAAACUGCCCCUAUGACAGGUGUAGUGUUAAGCGAAAGUAGGAAGUGAAAGGGGUGACUGUACGAUAACAAUGCCAUACUUGAGUUUGAAACAUUCUUAUAGACUUUCAAGGAAAAGAAAUCGGGAAGGGAAAAAGCAGUGGGACUCAAGCGGAGCCAAAAGUGGACGUGUGAGCUCUAUGUCUCUCAACCGUGGUGUAAAUAGUCAUUUAUCCCUUCUGUGUCUUUUUUAAUGUUUUAUUUUUCAGGGUCAAUUUGUUUUGUCAGACAAAACAAAGCAGUCUGAAAAAGACAGAACCAAGUGUAAACUGAUGUUGAAAGUGAACCAUGUUUCUCAGUUUUGUGGUGUAAAUAUUUGUAUGACUGCAGGCUGACAGCUCUCAUGGUAUUGUUGAAGGCACUUAUAAUUUUGAUACAUAAAUAAAAAAAAUCAAACAAACAAUAGAAAAACAAACAGAACAAUCUUAAACAUUGUCCCUGUACCCAAUUUCAUUUUGAGUGUAAUAUAUUGUUCCUCUAUGAGGUUAUUUUAAGAUGUUUUGUAAAAUAAAACGUUGGUUUAUACAAUCCACCGAUCAUUAAAUGAUCAGUGACUACAUUUUAAUUUUGAAGUGUUUGCGACAUUUGUCAGAACUCUUAAGCAAAAGCAUUAAACUAGAAUGUUUACACUUUUGAAUGAA